AUGUCUUCGCCCAUAGCCAUUCCCCGCUCUAACAGGUCCUCUUCGGCUUCGGCUUCGUCGUCUUUGGCAUCAUCGCCUUCUAUGUCCUCGGCGCCCACUACACCACCCUCGCCGGGAUUGUAUGUCCCCGUGCACAAGCGCACAGGCAGCAAUGUCUCACAUGCCUCGUCGUCGAGGCCCUCUUCGCCGAGCGGCUUCCACUACUCAUCAGGAGUCGAAUCCCACUCGGGUGUGUAUACCAUCGACGUCCUGCUGUCGAUGCGGUCUCGAGCGGACGAAACGGUGAAGGAGAAGAUGCGCAGCGCCUGCCCAGAGGUUGUUAUGAACCGACGGAUGAGGAAGAGCUUACAGUUCAUGCAACACGAGCAAGCGAAGGGAGAAUCGCAUGGACACCCCCGGCAGGAGCCUGCUCCGAUCUCGUUGCCCGUCACCCCUACACCAACUUCGACGCCGGCUCGUAAUCUUCCUCGGAGGAAUCGCCCUGCCGGACGGGCUCCUGAGCGUCGAAGACAGGCGCUGCAGUUGAACGACAAUUGGAGGAGCAUGAGGACGACGCCUGUUCAUCCUCUUCCUGUCGUGUAA
Molecule: messenger RNA, 582 nt
Organism: Cyclocybe aegerita
Lineage: Eukaryota; Fungi; Basidiomycota; Agaricomycetes; Agaricales; Hemipholiotaceae
Source: the annotation of a GenBank genome assembly